Molecule: messenger RNA, 375 nt
Organism: Vicia faba (fava bean)
Lineage: Eukaryota; Viridiplantae; Streptophyta; Magnoliopsida; Fabales; Fabaceae
Source: the annotation of a GenBank genome assembly
AUGAGAAGCAAGUCACCACAACCUGCACAUACUAUUAUAUCACUGCGAUUAAACCUCCUCAAGCCCCGUUCCGACAUCGCAACAACCUCCAACUACAACAUCAUCCUCGCCACGCACAUGCCAGUGCUCGGACAAAACCGCGGCGGCGCCCCCACCACCGUGGGCUGGUCGCGACUGCUCUCAUCCUUGUGCCACUCUCUGAUCACGCCCUUCCCUCGCCCUGCAUACCGUCACCGGAUCUGUAACCGUCAACCACCACCGAAGAAUCCGACGGAACUCCCGUCGUCACCCAUACCAGAGAAAGAAAGAGAGAGGCACGAAUGUAAAGAAGAAGAGGAACUCUUGUCUGUUCUGAAAGAGGAGAAAGGAAAGUGA